Messenger RNA from Mesitornis unicolor (brown roatelo), 1062 nucleotides. Its product is annotated as retinoic acid-induced protein 3-like. Gene Ontology annotation, molecular function: G protein-coupled receptor activity; protein kinase activator activity. Gene Ontology annotation, biological process: G protein-coupled receptor signaling pathway. The coding region runs from base 1 to 1062 and encodes 353 amino acids. Lineage: Eukaryota; Metazoa; Chordata; Aves; Mesitornithiformes; Mesitornithidae. The record is from RefSeq and is a predicted model, not a curated record. Gene Ontology annotation, cellular component: extracellular exosome; signaling receptor complex; intracellular membrane-bounded organelle. The transcript has 3 exons.
AUGUCAAUGUCACCUCCCGAAGGCUGUGGCACCAUCGACACUGACUAUUACCUGCUCUGUGAUGUACAGCAGGCCUGGGGGAUUGUUCUGGAGUCACUGGCUGCAGCUGGAGUCCUCGUUACCAUUUUCCUCAUCUGCUCUCUCUUCUUUCUCAUCUGUAAAGUCCAAGACAACAGCAAGCGGCACAUGAUCUCCAUCUAUUUCUUCUUUCUUUUAGGCACACUCGGCAUUUUUGGUCUCACUUUUGCCUUCAUCAUUAAACUCAAUGACAGAACUCGCCCCACUCGCUUCUUCCUAUUUGGAGUCCUCUUUGCUCUCUGCUUCUCAUGCCUCCUCACCCACGCCUGCAACCUCAACAAACUAGUGAGAGGAAGAAGGCCCUUCUCUUGGCUGGUGUUGCUGCUCCUCAUUGUUUCCUUUGCCCUGGUCCAAGCUGUGAUCAACAUUGAGUACUUAGUCACCAUGCUAGUAAACCAGAAAGACAGAUUUCUGAAUAUGUCUCGGGAGGAGACCAACAAGGACUUUGUCAUGCUUUUGAUCUACGUUCUCUUCUUGAUGGCUCUUACCUUCUUGGUUUCCAUGUUCACAUUCUGUGGGUCAUACAAAAGCUGGAAGAGGCACGGGGCCCAUAUCUUUGUCACUGUCCUGUUCUCCAUUGUCAUUUGGGUAGUGUGGAUAACUAUGCUCACAAAAGGCAACACAGUUUUAAACCACCCUAGCUGGGAUGAUCCUGUUGUGGCCAUUGCUCUGGUGUCCAAUGGAUGGAUCUUCCUAAUAGUGUAUAUCAUCCCUGAAAUUUGUUUUCUCACUGCCCCUCUGAAGCUGGAGGACUACCCUCCAGAAAAUGACUUCUGUCAACCGAAGUUCAUAAAGCAGACAACUGGAGUGGACAACCGUGCCUACACUCAAGAUGAAAUUGUGCAAGGAGACCUCAACUACUCCCCAUACGCUUCUCACUUUCAGAUGAAGACCAUUGAACCCCCGAAUGACUUCUCUAUCCCUCGGCCCAAGGCCCGGACAAGCCCAUAUCAUGACUACACUGGUGGGAAAGGCCCCAUGUAG